AGAGUGUGUUGAAUCAGCAAAGAUGGAAGUGGAUGGAAAAAUCUAUUACCACUGCAGAGAUUGUGGAAAAAAUCUUUUUUCUCCUUAUACAUUCUCUUGGCAUAUGAGAAUUCACACUGGAGAGCGUCCUUUCACCUGUCACUUAUGUGGAAAGCAAUUUCGAGUGAAUCAGGGACUGGCUAGACACUUGAAGGAGACUCACGCCAGGAUAAAGAAUUUUCCGUGUGACAUCUGCAAUCAAAUGUUCACAACCAAGAGAAAUGCUGAGGAUCACCGUAGAAUUCACACUGGAGAACGACCGUAUAUUUGUAAUGCCUGUGGAAAGACAUUUAAGCAGAAGGCUUCAUUAUUUGUUCAUAAUAGAACACAUAGCGAUGUGUUUCCGUUCAAGUGCAAUAAUUGCGAUCAUGUAUUCAGAACUAGACCAGCGAUGAUGGUACAUGUCACUAAACACACGGGCGAAAAACCCCAUUCGUGUGAUGUUUGCGGAAGGGCUUUCAGGAUUAAAUAUGAACUCAAGAGACAUCGCCUGAUUCAUUUCGAUGAAAAACCAUGGGAGUGUGCCGAUUGCGGACUUGGAUUCAGACAGAAACGUUAUUUAAUUAAUCAUAGAAAGAGUCAUCAAGACUUUACUGAAGGGAAUCAAGAAUAAAUAAGUACACUAUUAAACUACACCGCGGGUGCAAUUAAAAAUAGAUAUCAGUGAAAUUUAGUUUAUAAACUGUAUCUGACAACAAAUUAUUUCAUCGGUAAACAGUAUAUAUAAGUCCUUCAAAGAAUUUUUCAAUAAUCGCAACUUGGAAAAUGGACUUGGACGUGUUAUUAAUCAGAAUAAUCUGAUUUCAGGUCAUCGAGGAAUGAACCUGAAGUUAGAUAUCGAUCCAGGAAUCCCCGUAAAAAGAAAAAUUCAAAGAUCGAAUUAAUCGAAGUUGAAAAAACGAAAAACAACAAAAAGUUUUUUAAAUGCAAAAUUUGUGGAAAAUUAUUAUCUACAUCGUACAAUUACCUAAUACAUAUGAAUAUUCACACUGGAGAAAGGCCAUACAGAUGUAAUAUUUGCGAAAAAUCCUUCUCAGCUGCAUCUGCACUAAACCGCCACAAACGACUUAUUCAUUCAAAUGAAAAGAACUUCACCUGUGAAAUAUGUGAUAAAAAAUUCUCCUGUAAGAUUUACCUGGAGGAGCACAAAAAAACUCAUCAGGAAAAUCGUCUCUACGACUGUCAAGAGUGUGAUAAAUCAUUCAAACAGAAGUCUUCACUCCACUCCCAUAGGCGAUGUCACAAUAAGAAUAAUCGCUACGAGUGCAAAACAUGUUUUAAAACAUUUCUAAGAUCUUUCGAUCUGAAGAACCACAAUUUAACGCAUACAAGAGAAAAACCUCAUGCUUGCAAUAUUUGUGGCAAAAAAUUUCGCACCAGAGGCUGUGUUAGCCGUCAUUGCCGCACCCAUAACAAUGAAAAAAUAUUUAAUUGUGAUUAUUGUGACGUUAAAUUUGCACAGGAAAGAUAUUUGAAGAGCCACUUAAAAAUAAUUCAUAAAUAUCCAAAAUAGUGUAAACGUGGAGACGCAAUUUUGGUAGCGCAACUGGAAAAGAGUAGAAUCAAAAAUCAACAGUGAAAUCAAAAAAAUAAACUCUACAAAAUUCGAAGGAAGUUCUUUAUUUGACAAUUUAGCGAUCAUCAGUGGUGACAGACGUCAAUCUACCGAGAGUCAGGAAAAUUUCCAGACUACCCUGCAUUCCAUCAAUUCAGGGAGCAUCAGAGUUUAAUCAAUGCAGUAUUACAGAAACAGAACUCUUCAAAGUCACAUCAAAAAAUGUCCCUUCGCCUCCUAAUAAGAGCCCUGUGGAGGAUUCAAUGAAAAAUUCUCCAAGCAUGCGAGAAAGCCGAACGAUUCUGGAGGAUCCUAAGUCAAAGGAGAAAGAGAAACGUGCAAAAUUGAAAUGCCAGCCGAAAGAAGGGAGUUG
Fopius arisanus is the source of this 1967-nucleotide messenger RNA. Its product is annotated as gastrula zinc finger protein XlCGF7.1. Gene Ontology annotation, molecular function: DNA-binding transcription factor activity, RNA polymerase II-specific. Gene Ontology annotation, biological process: regulation of transcription by RNA polymerase II. Lineage: Eukaryota; Metazoa; Arthropoda; Insecta; Hymenoptera; Braconidae. The record is from RefSeq and is a predicted model, not a curated record. Gene Ontology annotation, cellular component: nucleus.